GGCUAGGACCCCUCCCCAAUUCUCCAAGCCCCCCAGGGAGAGGAGAAAGAGGAAGAGGCCUUCCUCUCCAUGCCCCUUUCUCGGGAACUCCCUGGCACUGAGGCCAGAGUGACAGGACCACUUCUGAGGAGGCCUGGUCCAUAGGUUGCUCUGAAAGCAGCUCCUGGACCAGAGAGAGCCAGCCAUGGCAGAGGAAGUAUGGGUGGGCACCUGGAGGCCCCAUCGCCCCCGGGGGCCCAUCAUGGCCCUCUACAGCAGCCCAGGGCCCAAGUACCUGAUUCCACCCACCACAGGAUUUGUGAGGCACACGCCCACCAAGCUGCGCGCACCAGCCUACAGUUUCCGGGGGGCCCCCAUGCUCCUGGCAGAGAACUGCUCCCCAGGGCCCCGCUACAGUGUGAACCCCAAGAUACUGAGGACGGGCAAGGACCUCGGCCCUGCCUACUCCAUCCUGGGGCGCUAUCGCACCAAGACCAUCACGACCCCUGGCCCUGGUGACUACUUUCCAGAGAAAUCUAGCAAGCACGUGUUUGACUCAGCACCCAGCCACUCCAUUUCCGCCCGGACCAAGACCUUUCGAGUGGACAGCACCCCAGGCCCGGCCGCCUACAUGCUGCCUGUGGUGAUGGGGCCCCACACUGUCGGCAAGGCCUCCCAGCCCUCAUUCUCCAUCAAGGGUCGCAGCAAGCUGGGCAGCUUCAGUGACGACCUGCACAAGACCCCAGGUCCUGCAGCCUACCGCCAGACGGACGUGCAGGUGACGAAGCCCAAGGCUCCACAGUACACCAUGGCAGCCCGAGCGGAGGCCCCAGGGGACAAGACCCUCAAGCCGGGACCGGGAGCUCACAGCCCUGAGAAGGUGACAGUGACCAAGCCCUGUGCCCCUGUCGUCACCUUCGGCAUCAAACAUUCCGACUACAUGACACCACUGGUGGUGGAUGUGGAAUAGCCCCGG
Molecule: messenger RNA, 955 nt
Organism: Lontra canadensis (Northern American river otter)
Lineage: Eukaryota; Metazoa; Chordata; Mammalia; Carnivora; Mustelidae
Gene: CIMAP1A
Product: outer dense fiber of sperm tails 3
Exons: 7
Coding region: 185-949 (254 amino acids)
Cellular component (GO): cytoskeleton; outer dense fiber
Source: RefSeq, a predicted model, not a curated record